Molecule: messenger RNA, 572 nt
Organism: Cyprinus carpio (common carp)
Lineage: Eukaryota; Metazoa; Chordata; Actinopteri; Cypriniformes; Cyprinidae
Product: serine/threonine-protein phosphatase 2A 55 kDa regulatory subunit B beta isoform-like
Exons: 2
Biological process (GO): peptidyl-serine dephosphorylation
Cellular component (GO): cytosol; protein phosphatase type 2A complex
Molecular function (GO): protein binding; protein phosphatase regulator activity
Source: RefSeq, a predicted model, not a curated record
UCUGAAGAGCUGGGAGAAUCGGGUGAGUAUAAUGUCUACAGCACGUUCCAGAGUCACGAACCGGACUUUGACUAUCUGAAGAGUUUGGAAAUUGAGGAGAAGAUCAAUAAGAUCCGCUGGCUGCCACAGCAAAACGCUGCCCACUUCCUCCUCUCUACCAACGAUAAAACUAUAAAGUUAUGGAAGGUGAGCGAGAGAGACAAGCGGCCAGAGGGCUACAAUCUGAAGGACGAAGAAGGGCGAAUAAAGGACAUCUCCACCGUGACCUCAUUACGGGUAUAUCACAGUUGGCAUAUUCAAUCCAGUGCAGAAAGAGGGUUUGAUUUAUUUGAUUUGAUUGAUUGAUUGAUUUAUAAUUUGUUUUAGUCAUUGAUUUUUUCAUGCUCUAAAAAUAUUAACGUACACAGUUCUAAAUGGUCAAUUAAUGCAUUGUGUGGUUAACUAUUUUUGUAUAAUGACUGAUAAAUUGUAUAUUUGACAGCUGACAUCAUCAACCUGCUUGCAGUAUCUAUUUCCUCCAUGAAGUAUCUGUGCUUCUCAUAUAACUCCUUGGGCUAUUUUUUUCUCACAUG